Molecule: messenger RNA, 3311 nt
Organism: Anoplopoma fimbria (sablefish)
Lineage: Eukaryota; Metazoa; Chordata; Actinopteri; Perciformes; Anoplopomatidae
Gene: afap1l2
Product: actin filament associated protein 1-like 2
Biological process (GO): regulation of mitotic cell cycle; inflammatory response; positive regulation of epidermal growth factor receptor signaling pathway
Cellular component (GO): cytosol
Molecular function (GO): SH3 domain binding; SH2 domain binding
Source: RefSeq, a predicted model, not a curated record
CUCAACUCUAGCCGGUCAGUGCGUAACGUCGUGAACGGGAGCGUCGGGCUGCAUUCCGCAGGAGCUCGGCCGUCCCAUCACUCAGAACAACUUCUCAGCAAACUUUUGGGAUUGUUUUAUUAUAUGAGAGGAGGAAAGCGAGGGCUACUGAGGUGAACCAGCGAGGGAAUGGAGAAGCACAAAGUGCUGGACCAGCUCCUGAUGGAGCUCCACCGCUUCCUCUUCAUCCUGGACAAGGAGACCCUGAGUGGGAAGGCCACCAUCCAGAAGGGCUUUCUCUCUGAUCUCCUCCAGUCCUACAGGACAUCCAAUGGUGCUGAUGAAGAGUAUAUCUACAUGAACAAAGUCAUUGUUACUGAUGACAGAUCAGAUGCCCUGGUCAAUGGAAAAGCAGCAAAAUAUGUCCCCGUUCCACAGAAGAGCCUCCCCAAUCUGCCACCCCCAAGAGCAGGUGUGAUGGGUCGGGAGCCGUUCCCUUUACCUGCAGUCCCUGCUCCAGCCUGUUCAGAUACUUCAGAGAGUUACUACGAGGAGGCUCAACCCUAUGAGGAAACUUUCAAUGACGACGUGGAUGCCGUUAGCAGUUCGUACGAGUCCUACGAUGAGGAGGAAGUGAUCAGAGAAAAGCUACCGUCAGCGCAGCACCAGUGGCCUUCAGCGGAGGCGUCCAUCGAGCUCAUGAAGGACGCUCGUAUCUGUGCCUUCCUGUGGAGGAAGAAGUGGCUGGGCCAGUGGGCCAAACAGCUGUGUGUCAUCAAAGACCAUCGCCUGCUGUGCUACAAGAGCUCCAAGGAGCAGACGCCUCUGCUGGAUGUGAGUCUGCUGGGCUGCAGUGUGGUCUACAAGGAGAAGCAGAUGAGGAGGAAAGAGCACAAGCUGAAGAUCAUUCCAGUGGGAGGGGAAGCCAUCGUGCUGGGCCUGCAGAGCAAGGAGCAGACGGAGCAGUGGCUGAGGGUGAUUCAGGAGAUCAGUCCCAAGCUAGCUGAAAACUGUGACCCGCAACAGUCUGGGUCUGACUCCCCAAGGCUCAUUUGUACCAAGGGAGAACUGAGUGAGAGAUACUCAGUGGCUUCAGAGAGCGGCAGCAGCACUGACAGCCAUGCUGAGACUCCCGAAAACAAAGAUGUGAAGAAAAAAGGCGGUGGAGGGUUGAAGUUUAGCAACCUCAUGAACAUCGGCAAGAAAAAACACUCCUCGUUGGAGAGUCCGGAGAAAUGCGUGGACACCUCAGGCUACCUCAACGUGUUGGUGAACAGCCAAUGGCGGACCUGCUGGUGCCUUAUUAAGAAUGGACAGCUAUGGUUUUACCAGGACAAGGGGAAGAACAAAGUGAGCCAGCCAGCUGUGACCCUGGGGGGCUGCAACGUUCUGCCCGACCCCAGCCCCGAGCACCUGUACUCCUUCAGGAUCAACAUGGAGGGGACUCAGCUGGCAACCCUAGAGGCUAAGACGUCAGCAGACAUGGGCCAUUGGCUGGGCCUCUUGCUGUCACAGACGGGGAGCAAGAUGGACCCCGAGGAACUCACAUACGACUACGUCAACGCUGAGAGGAUCUCCAGCAUCGUCAAUGCUGCCAAGACUUCCUUAUACUUGAUGCAGAGGGGGUAUUCAGAGCCAAACACCUACAUAGACACCCCGGCCUCCAUCCCUCGCGACUCUGAUGAACUGUAUGAUGAUGUGGCAUCCAUAGCUGACCCAGAGGAUGCUGAAGAGAGUGGCCUGCCAGAGAGUGAGGACAACAAUCUUCAGGAACACAAUGAAACAUGCGCACAGGACACCAAGGACUCAGUGGGAACAGAUGAGGACCCUGAUAACAGGGUUUACCUGGACCUGAUCCCUGUACGCUCCUUCCUCCAUAAAGCCCCUGCCAAAGAAACUUCUAGACAUUCCCCGGUCCCGGUGGAGGAGGUGAAGGACCCCUCAUCUCAAAUGAAAGAGGACAUUUCAACUAACCGUACUGAGUCAACAACUGAGUCAAAUGGAACAAGUCCGACCUCUGUUACCAGCAAACCAGAACAAGAGCACCUGACAACUCCCGCUGCACGACAGCCCCAAACCCAAACAGUCAAGACCUCAUCCCAAAGCCAGGAGACCCCCAAGAGGACAAGUGUGGAAAUCCCACAGGCCUUCAGCUCCUCGGGGCUCGAGAUCAAUAAAGGCCCCAUGGUGUCUGUUGGGCUUCCUCGCAGUCCUCACCCCCUGAGGCCGAAGGCAUAUACCAUAGGGUGUCCCGGAGCAGUGGAAAUAAAACUGGGCAAGAACCGCACAGAGGCCGACGUGCGCCGCUACAUCGAUGAGCGCGACCGUCUGGAGCGAGACAGGGAGGAGGUGAGGAGCAGCCUGGCAAACCUGAAGAAGGAGAGGAGGGAGACCAAAGAGGAGCUCAGCGCCUGCCAAGACCCCAAGCAGCAGGCCUCAUUAGAAGCCUGUUUGAAGCAGAAGGAGGAAGCGUGUCGGGACGCGGAGCACCGUAGGGUAGAGGUGGAGCUCCGACUGGUGGAAGUGAAGGAAAGUCUGAAGAAGGUGGAGUCGGGGCCUUUCACACUGGGAACCACACUGGACAGCAGCCUCCAGGACGCACCAACGCCUAAAGCCACCCUGGCUGCUCCCCAGACAUCUUCAUCAUCUUCAUUAUCAUCAUCAUCAUCACCAUCAUCCCAGCCCUACAACAGCAACGUCAGUGCAGACCCAGUCAACUCUGCCUCUGCGCUGAAGAACAGACCUGCCUCCAUCAUGGCCACCAAAGGCAAAGUCCUGCAGAAGGCUAUGGAGUGGGAGAAGAUCCACUUCAUAGAGGGACACCUAGAUGCCCUUUGACCUCUCAGAUCUCUAUUGGGCCUGUCCGCUGUCCGCAAUAGGAACCAUUGUUUUACCAGACCAGAGGGACAAAUCAACGCUCUCAUUCAUCCUCCUCGCUUCCUUGCCAAGACUAUAAAAGAACAAUCAGAGAGAUGCACAAGCCGUCUUCUCAAACACCACUGGAAAAUCUUAAUUUCAAUGACAUUUCAAGUUGUUGUUUUUUUCCCCAUUUGCUAAAGUAAGGACAUUGAUGUCGUAGCAUUUUGGCCAAUUUAACAAUUGAUCCUGAUGAUGAUGCACACAUGCGAUGUUUCAACAUUGAAAACAGCCAAACCUUUGAAACCACUGAGACAGAGAGAUACCCCUCUACCAAAUUUUGUACACUCUAGAUUGUAGCUUGGUUCAUAUAUGCUGGUAGCCAAGAUGUAAAUAUAUUAACACCAUUAUUCAGCCUCAUUUGGUUGUAUUGCUAGCUAAAAAUGCACUUUUUAUUAAAAUAAAAAUGUACUGAC